Penaeus monodon (black tiger shrimp) is the source of this 852-nucleotide messenger RNA. RefSeq lists its product as uncharacterized. The record is from RefSeq and is a predicted model, not a curated record. The transcript is spliced from 4 exons. Bases 150 to 626 code for a protein of 158 amino acids. Lineage: Eukaryota; Metazoa; Arthropoda; Malacostraca; Decapoda; Penaeidae. Gene Ontology annotation, cellular component: membrane.
UUCUUUAACUGUCCUUUGUUUGUGCACGUCGCGUCUAUUGUUCCCAUGAUAAAUGCUUAGACUUCAGUCCCCGUGAGCUUGGCUGUGUGAUCAACGCAAAAGAAAAAUACCUCCAAGGACUCCAACCAACUCCUUAACGCACUCCAGACAUGGCCGGGUGCAUUAAGUACCUAAAGACUGCUUCGGGGAUCCUUAAGAUAGCAGAGACAGUGACAGUGGCCACCACCUUCGGGCUCUUCAGGGGAAUUCCCUUGACCUUCGGCGACACCCACCACUUCGCCGGCAACGUAGGGACCGAUACGGACUUCUUUGCGGGCGGGGUCAUGGUGACUGCGCUGAUCGUGACUCCUUUGUUCUUCGUCUUUUAUCUCCUGGGGCGGAAAGAGAUCAGAAGGACAGGGAUGGAAAUCAUACUGAACUUCAUCCUCAGCGUCUUCCUCUUCAUAUCCGGUUCCCUUUGCCUCGCCUUUUAUAACUCGGCUGCCUUACCGAACCCUUGGAACAGCAGAGAAAAGGAAGGCAUUACGAUGGGCGUCUUCUGCUACAUCUCCGCCAGUUUCUAUUUGGUAGACACCCUCGUUGCCCUCAGGAACUUUUGUCGAAAAGAAACCGAAACGGUUGCAUGACGAAGGUGAUGCUUAUCAGAAAACGGGAAUGAUGCGUAAAUAAAGAGAAAACGUGGAUGAUGCGGAAAUGAAGAGAAAACGGGAAUGGUGCGGAAAUGAAGAGAAAACGGGAAAGAUGAGAAAAAAAGAGAAAACGUGGAUGAUGCGUAAAUAAAGAGAAAACGGGAAGGAUACAUAAAUACAGAGAAAACUGGUGUGAUGGUUCAACAACAGGAGGGUAAACUUA